This is a messenger RNA of Manis pentadactyla (Chinese pangolin), 912 nucleotides long. Its product is annotated as olfactory receptor 12-like. Lineage: Eukaryota; Metazoa; Chordata; Mammalia; Pholidota; Manidae. Gene Ontology annotation, biological process: G protein-coupled receptor signaling pathway. Bases 1 to 912 code for a protein of 303 amino acids. Gene Ontology annotation, cellular component: membrane. The record is from RefSeq and is a predicted model, not a curated record. The transcript has a single exon. Gene Ontology annotation, molecular function: olfactory receptor activity; G protein-coupled receptor activity.
AUGCCCAAUCUCACGGCAGUGUCCGUCUUCCUGCUCCGCGGCUUCUCGGCGGUCCCCGAGCUCCAGCUGCUCAGCGCGGCCACCUUCCUUCUCGUUUACCUGGCUGCGGUUCUGGGAAACAUCUCCAUCGUGGCCGCUGUGACCCUUGACACCCGCCUGCACACGCCCAUGUACCUCUUCCUCAAACACCUCUCGCUGGUGGAUAUCUGCUCCAUGUCCACCACCCUGCCCCGGGCCCUGGUGGCCACCGUGCUGGGCUCUAGGAAGAUUUCCCUCCUGGCAUGUGCAUCCCAACUCUUUGCCUUUGUCUGUCUUGGGUCCACGGAGUGUUUUCUUAUCACCUCCAUGGCUUACGAUCGUUGCCUGGCCAUAUACAGGCCCCUGGUGUACCGGGCAGCCAUGGGCCCCAGGACCUGCAUCUCCCUGGUGGCAGCGGCCUGGGCCAGCGGGCUCCUCUUCUCCGCCUUCCACACAGCCAACACCUUCUCCCUGCCCUUCUGCAGCCCCGCGAUCGACCACUUCUUCUGUGACAUCCCCCCGCUCAUGCGCCUAGCCUGUGCCAACGCGGAUGCCCACGAGACCGCUGGAUUCGCAGCCAGCGGCUGCAUCAUCAUGAGCUGCUUUGCCCUCACUGUCCUGUCCUACGUCCGCAUCCUGGCCACCGUGGUUCGGAUCCACUCCGCGGCUGGCCGCUGGAAGGCCUUCUCCACGUGCUCUUCCCACCUGGCCACCGUUCUCCUGUUUUACGGCACCGGCAGCUCUGCCUACAUGCAGCCCACAGCCCGUUACUCGCCACUGCAAGGGCGCAUGGCCGCUGUCUUCUACUCCAUCCUCACACCCACGCUGAACCCGCUCAUCUACAGCCUGAGGAACAAGGACAUGCAGGGUGCCCUGCGGAGGCUCUAUCUCUAG